GUAUCACCCACGAGGGAGGUGGUGUGAAAGGCCGGUUCCCGUUUGACAACCCGCUCGUGCGUCGGAAGUGUGCCACUUUUCAGCGAUCACCAGACCUACCGAAACUCGACCGGUUUUAUCAGAAGGCGGUAUUGGUAUGGAUACCGGAGUUCUUGUUCCCAGAGCUCCAGGCAGUUCCUUGUCCAGGAUGUGGGGGCAAGGGCGCACCUGAUGGCUGGAACCCUAAGGGGCCACGCCGGGUGUUCAUGGAGCACAACGUGGUGUGCGUGACGGGGUUUCGGUACAAGUGUGCGAAGUGCGCGGAGUUCAAUAAAGGCAAGCAGGAGGCGGAAAAGCGCAAGACGAGCUUCAACGCGUGGGAUGCUGGGUGCCUCCGGCGUCUCCCGGAGUACAUCUCCAAGGAGUUCCCUUUCCUUCUCACCAAGCGAUCGGGCAUUGAGAUUUGCAUGGUGGACCGGCUUGCAGAUGAUUUGGUGCAUGGGAAGGGCUUCUCCGCUGCUGCCAAGAACAUUCGUCAGGCGCAUACGACCAAGUUCAUGGUGGACCAGCUGAAGUACACCUCUCUGGUCAGCACCCGGCGGACCAGCUCGGGCAUCUUCCGCUCGGCCAACCUCGCCAAAAUUCCGGAGAGGUUCGGCAGCUUUGAUGACUCGACAAAGUACGGCGGUGCGGUCCCGUCGGAGCACUAUUUGCGGGACGUGAGGCGGUUGUAUUUCUCGAAACUCCCCGUGCUGGAGGUGGAUAGCGUGGAUUGGACCCUGGAGGAGUAUCACCACCGCUUGAUGCAGCGCUGGGACGGAGACAUUCUGGGUGGGGAUUCUUCGUUUAAGUUUGCGAAGAUCAUCCGGCUCGGGGCAAAGGCGGGCGAGGAGCGCACAAGACCAGUGUACGGCUUCUUCACAGUCUUCAACGAAUGUGGUCUGGCAGCGUCCGAUGAAGACCGGUGCCUUGAGCGAGCUGGCGGAGGAGUUGAAGCUUUUUUUCAUGCGAUUCGUUCGCAAUGGCUUCAAGGUUCCUACUCUGUGGAACACAGACCGAUUGAGGAGGUAACGGGGAUCAGUCUUUAUCUGGAAGACGAGGUGGACGCCGGAGUUCAGUUGGAGCUCCUGCCACAGCUGGAUAUGGAGUUCACCCCUGCCAUCAUGUACGACCCGGAGGCGGUAGCCGCUGCCUGCGGCUCCCAGUGGCAGUUUUCACCUCGUGGGCGGGAACCUUUAGCGACCUUCCAGAUUGCGGCUUUGAGGGUGCCGUCGUUCCUCUUCCACCUGCAGAGAGGGAACUCUGGUUUUACGAAGGAAACAUUUCCCGCUCCCCUGAAGGCUCUUCUCGAGGACCCCAGCAUCAUCAAGGCUGGUGUUGCCAUCAACACGGAUGCCACGCAUAUGCUCAACGACUAUGGCGUGAAAAUGGCGAGCACGGUGGGCCUGCGUGUCCUCGCCGUGUCCAAGUUGGUGGUGACAUCGUCUCAAACACUCGCCGGCUUGACGGCGUGCCUCCUGGGGAGGCAGCUGCCGAAGGAUACCGUCCGAUGCUCCCGUUGGGGGAGCGCUCAACUCUCCGUUGAACAGCGAGACUGCGCCAUCAGGGACGCCGUUGCCUCGGCACUCUUUUACGAGGCCAUCCACACGAACAAGGACCCGAUCACGUCCGUGCCUUCUUCACCGUUCGACCCGGCUGUCGGCUUGAAGGUGAGCGCCUACGCAUUGUGGUAUCGGCCGUACUUUGAUGUGGACCGACAACAACAGAUCAUGGCAGGUUCAAAAUUUGUGCUGAAACCCAAGCAACAACGCUUGCCCUCGUUCUUUUGCCCUCUGCGCGUACUACAGGUGCGCCUCUACAACGCCAGCCAUUCCGCCUGCGUGGCGGUAGGUCACGUGGUGUCCGACGCCACCGUGGAGGCCGCCCUUCGUCACUGGCAAAGUUCUGCUAAGCUACAGGGUCUUUCCGGGAGCAGGCAGCGGGAUGGCGUGGUUGUACGGGGCUCCGGGGCGGGAGGUGACCCGGUAGAGGGGUCGCCGAUCUCGGCUGGGCCUGGGGCGGGGGCGGCGGGGGCGGCGCGGGCGGCGUUGCCGCAGUUCAGGGCCUGCAUCGAAUGCGGACACCACAAGGGUGCAUACCCUGCUGAACACCCUGGGAAUCGCCGUGGACAUAAGGCGAAAGGUUCAGCGCCCCAGCCCGACGUUGAACCGGCGAAAAAUGUUAAGUGGACCAGAGCUUGCGGCGUCCAGAGUCGGACAAAGUCUGUUCCCUAAGCAAAGAAAGAGGACGUUUCUGCCCUGCCCGUGCGAUGUAUGCAAGGGCUCAUACGCACACGUGGAGGAUGGUGAUAGUUAGCCUGUACUGCCGGGUCGAGAAGAGCUGGACACACGUAAAAAAAAGUGAAUAUUUGCCUACCGGUUCGAAAGGCUGUUCGGUCAGUUACGAGUGCACAAGUUGUACGGCAGUCGCCCAGAAUUUCGGAUGGUAAAGGAAAUUAACGAACGGCCCACGAUUGAGACAUCAAAUACACCACGGCUGCCCAGGCGAUGUGUGCGUGUGUGUGUUUUU
This is a messenger RNA of Ectocarpus sp. CCAP 1310/34, 2547 nucleotides long. NCBI's taxonomy places the organism in Eukaryota, Phaeophyceae, Ectocarpales, Ectocarpaceae. The record is from the annotation of a GenBank genome assembly.